Brassica napus (rape) is the source of this 1959-nucleotide messenger RNA. RefSeq lists its product as uncharacterized. Gene Ontology annotation, molecular function: nucleic acid binding. Gene Ontology annotation, cellular component: U2-type post-mRNA release spliceosomal complex. Gene Ontology annotation, biological process: spliceosomal complex disassembly. The record is from RefSeq and is a predicted model, not a curated record. The transcript is spliced from 3 exons. Lineage: Eukaryota; Viridiplantae; Streptophyta; Magnoliopsida; Brassicales; Brassicaceae. The coding region runs from base 240 to 719 and encodes 159 amino acids.
UUUAUUUAACUUUACUCCUCUAUUCUUCCAUUAUUUAUUUAACGGCCGCAUAACUUUAUAAAAUAAACAAAUGGACCCCAUCACUCCAAAACGAAAACAAACCGUUAUAACGAAUUUUAAGUUUAAAUAUUAAACAAUCUCGUCUCUCGCGACUUUUACAUCCAGUUUAAUAGUAUAAAAGUUUCUCUCUCUCGUCUCACUACACUAGUUUCUUGGACAUCUUCUUCAACAACACAUCGAUGGAUAAAGAUAAAGGGAAUUCAAAUUCAGGCAACUAUCCGUGGUGGAAGUAUUCUCAAAACUCUAGAAGCAUGAUGGAUACGAUGAACUUUGACAAGGAUAAGGGUCUGGGCAGAGAAGAACAGGGCAUUAGCGAGCCCUUGGAAGUUUCCUUGCGUCCAAAGUAUCUAGGUUUGGGUUAUGGUUCGACGUCUUCACCUAAACCGAACGUUGUUACUCUGAAACAGAAAGAUAAAAACAACGACGCUGAACCCGACAAGAAGGAAGCUGAUGAUGACGUGGAAGAACAAGUUCGAAGAUUCAAGGACGAGGUUGCAGCACUGCCACCACCACCAGCAGCUCGAACCAACACGACUAAAGUGACUGCCCGGAAGAAGAGAAAAGCUGCUACUCCCGUCAACUUGAUCGUUAAAGCUAAGAGAAAGAAGGUUCCAGUAACGUUAGUGCCAUACAGCGACGAUGAUGAGAGUGAUGAUUAGGAUGCGUUUGCGAGAAGUUUCAGGUGCCCAUUUUUUUUAAUCCUUUUUAGCUAGGUACGUGGUACAUGUACAUAUCUCUCAAUAGGAAAACUAAGGAACGAGUGGUGAUUUGGUUCGUGAGAGGUUGAGUAUUUUUUUAUGAAACCAUGAUUUGGAUCUUUCGUCAGUCUUUAUUUAGCAUUUGUAUGCGAGUUAGAGAUGAAGGGAAAGAGUUGAUAAACUUUUAGCAUUAAGGUGGAAUUAACCAAUACAAAGAGACAUGCUUUGCUUCUUAGUCUUGCACAGCACCGGAGGUGAACUGAGGCCAUGUAAGCAAGUCCUUCAUGGUAACAGAAACGAAACGUAGAAGUAAAGUGCUUCUCUAUAAAACUUUAGAUCACAUCAUAGACUCUCUUGAAAAAACUUGUUCCGUUCCUCUAAAAACGUAUUAGUAAAGUGCAUGCUCUAUCACUUCGUUUUGUGCCUCUUAGCCACAGAUUGCAAGAGCUUGUUCCUGUAUAAACAACCUGGGAUCUGUUGAGAUUAUCGUCUUCCAUCUUCCUGUGAAGUUGUUUAGCCAUUCUUCUGUUGAUUGCUUAUACAACAUGACACUAUCUGGUUAAGUUGCUGUUCUUCUGCCUGCCUGCCGUGUUGCUCCAAAACUUUAAUAACAUAUCUGAGUCAUGAACCUCUUUUGUAUAUCAUCAACAAAAUCCUAAGUCCAGGAUGUUUAAUGAAUACAACUUUUACCUCAUAUGGAACUCUCAAGUGAUUAUUGAUGAAAGAAAUAUCAAAAUCUUUUCACCACUUGUCCUUGUUCAGAUCAAGAUUGUGAUUUUAACUGCAGCAAUUGGAGUUUAAGAAAGAUCAAAACUUUAUGGAACACAAGAGUAGAAGACAAAAACAAAAACGAAAACAAAAAUUGAGUUUAGAUGAAAACAGAAUGACAGUUUCCCCAAUGUCUUGCAUCAUCAAUGUCUAGUGUUAUGGCAGGGCUUGUGUUCCAACUUACUUACCGGAAGAUGAUGUCCACUGAGUCAAAGUUGUGAAGCUAUCUCCAGGCAAAGCGCACAGAGGCAUCGCUCAAUGUUCGGACAAAUAGUGUAACUAAUCACAGAAACAGAAGUCAGCAACAUGUUGCAAAUAUUAUUAUUCUAUGUUAUCUUCAUACACUUUGACUCAAAGAUUAAAAGCUUUCUGACUGAAUUCCAAAUUCUAUAAAAUCACACAAACAUAAGAUACCUUGAAAAUAAAGUUUUGA